Molecule: messenger RNA, 1143 nt
Organism: Zophobas morio
Lineage: Eukaryota; Metazoa; Arthropoda; Insecta; Coleoptera; Tenebrionidae
Product: toll-like receptor 2
Exons: 9
Coding region: 1-843 (280 amino acids)
Cellular component (GO): extracellular matrix
Molecular function (GO): protein binding
Source: RefSeq, a predicted model, not a curated record
AUGCUGCGUCUGGGUAGCGUCUUCGCCCUUCUAUUCUUUGCUGUUCCUCAGGGAGGGACAGUGCCACCGCAGUGUUUUGCUGAGGGUCUUUCACCUACAUGUCAAGGACCAUUCACCGGCCUUACGAAGUUGUGUUUAAAGGGCUGCAAUCUUACAACUUUUCCACCCGAUGUAGAGAAAAUACCAAUGGAUCUCACGAUACUCGAAAUAUCGAGAAACAAUGAAUUUACCUUUAUUAGUAAAGGCAUGCUUUCAAACUUCGUUCAACUGACUGAACUGUGUCUUUUUUCGAACUUCAUCGAGAAUAUCGAAAACUACUCGUUUGCUAAGUUAACUGCUCUUCGUAGAUUGGAUUUAAGUUUUAACCAACUUACCUUCGUAAGCAAAGAAAUGCUCUUUGGUCUUUCCAGUUUAACUUAUUUAACUUUAUGGAGUAACAAGAUUGGCUUUAUGAAGGACGACUCAUUCUCUCACCUUAGCGCCUUGUAUCAUUUAGAACUUUUUGAAAAUUCUGUUAAGCGUAUCCCAUCUUUCUCUUUCUGGGGGCUAAAGAAUCUGCGGUUACUAAACCUUCGAAGUAACCCAAUAACAGAGAUUGAAAUUAAGGCCUUUGAUGUAUCUUUACGUCCUGAUAACAUUAAAGUAAACCUUGACAAAAAGUUUCUUUGUUGCUCGCGGAAUCACUACAAGCAGUUAAACUAUGUUGAUCAAAACUGCACUUACAAUGGAGACAUUGUAGACUUUGAAACUUUUGACAAAAAAUGUCCAUCUAGUAGACCCAAAUCUUUGGAUACAAGGAUUAAAUUUGUAGCCUAUCCAAAUUUCCCCCAACUCUUGGUAUGAAUAGAAGUGUGGACAAUCCAAAAUACCCUCCAACUCUUGAUAAAAAUGGAAAUGUAGACGAUCCGAAAUCACCCCUUGCUGUUAAUAGAUGUAAUCCUGGAUCUUCCCCAACUAUUGGUAAAAAUACUGAGGAAACAUUGGGAAUUUCUCAAAAGGAAGUUAUGGUUAACAGUUAUACCAAAAAAGGGGGGUUUGCUAUGGGGUUAAAACCUCUUCGAACUUACAUUACGCUCACUGGCUUUUGGUAUAUUUAUUUCUACUUGUGUAAACUGUAAAAAGCGUAACUAUUUAUUAAUAAAA